Phycodurus eques (leafy seadragon) is the source of this 738-nucleotide messenger RNA. RefSeq names its product homeobox protein engrailed-2b-like. Lineage: Eukaryota; Metazoa; Chordata; Actinopteri; Syngnathiformes; Syngnathidae. The transcript has 2 exons. Gene Ontology annotation, cellular component: nucleus. Gene Ontology annotation, biological process: regulation of transcription by RNA polymerase II; multicellular organism development; neuron differentiation. Bases 1 to 738 code for a protein of 245 amino acids. Gene Ontology annotation, molecular function: DNA-binding transcription factor activity, RNA polymerase II-specific; RNA polymerase II cis-regulatory region sequence-specific DNA binding. The record is from RefSeq and is a predicted model, not a curated record.
AUGGAGGAAAAUGCUCGCGGAGACCCCGAGCAGGAGUCCAAUCGGGCCAUCCUGCCUCUUAUCGUGCCAGCUGGCCACCAGCAGUGCCACAGGAUCACCAACUUUUACAUCGACGACAUUUUGAGACCGGAUUUCGGUCGGAAGCGAAAAAGCGGCACUCCGAUCCGAGAGGGACUCGCGAGAAGAGACCCCCGAAUCGCCAACCCCGGUGUUGGCGCGCGAGCGGCGGCAGCAGGAGUCGGGGGCGACUCCGCAUCAUCCGACGGCAAGCAUCCCCGCGGGACGGAACCGAUCGGCACGGAGGAGACCGAGAAGGUCCGCUGCGGCAGCCCGAGGGCCGGCUCGGCGUCCGACGGGGGCAAGCAGAUGCUGUGGCCCGCCUGGGUUUAUUGUACCCGCUACUCGGACCGUCCGUCGGCAGGGCCCAGAUCCCGUAAGCCAAAGAGGGCUCGGACCCCGACCAAAGAAGACAAGCGACCCCGGACGGCCUUCACCGUCGAGCAGCUCCACAGACUCAAGAGCGAGUUUCAGACGAACCGCUACCUGACCGAGCGGCGGAGGCAGGACCUGGCCCGGGAACUCGGCCUCAACGAAUCUCAGAUCAAAAUCUGGUUUCAGAACAAAAGGGCCAAAAUGAAAAAGGCCACGGGGAAUCAAAACGCGCUGGCGCUGCGCCUGAUGGCGCAGGGGCUGUACAACCACGCGUCGUCCAAGGACGCCAAGUCGGACAGCGACUAG